This is a messenger RNA of Corylus avellana, 917 nucleotides long. RefSeq names its product BolA-like family protein. The record is from RefSeq and is a predicted model, not a curated record. Gene Ontology annotation, cellular component: chloroplast. Gene Ontology annotation, biological process: iron-sulfur cluster assembly. Lineage: Eukaryota; Viridiplantae; Streptophyta; Magnoliopsida; Fagales; Betulaceae.
GAGUCUUGUUAUCGGCCCGUGACAUUUGAACAAAGUAAAGUUCCGAAGAACAAUGGCCACCAAGACGCUGAUGGUGCGUCCGUACGUCUUUGGAGCCUCGUCACGCGCCGCCAGCAGUAUUUUCCUCCGACAAGCUCAGCAAACAAAACCCUUUGUCACUGCGGUGCGAUUGGGGAGUAGAACGCGCGCCACGUGCAGCAAACUCCGAGUUCGUAAUGAUGGUAGUGAGAAUAUUAGUAUUGGAGAAGGUUAUGGGUAUGGAAGAUCAUCCGGAUUCGGGUUUGGUCCGGUGGGUGGUCGGAGGUUCAGCACGCGAGCCACGCACGUGAACGAUGCUGGGUCCAUUGACUCGCCACUCAUGCAGUCCAUGGAGAAUAAGAUCAAGGAACAUCUCAAUGCAGAUUCAGUCACUGUAAAAGAUGCUUAUGGCGAUGGUCGGCAUGUCAGCAUUGAUGUUAUCGCUUCAGCCUUUGAGGGACAGUCUGCUGUUAACAGGCAGAGGAUGGUGUACAAAGCCAUCUGGGAGGAGCUUCAGAGCACUGUGCAUGCAGUUGACCAAAUGACUACAAAAACUCCCACCGAAGCAGCAGCUGGAAAAUGAUGAAAGCCUUACAAUAAAGCCUAGUUGGAGGCUAGACUCCCCUUCAAUGGAUUUCCCAGUAGUAUGUCUUCAGUGUUGCCUGUUGGAGUCACCAUCUUCAUCUGCACUCCAUUUAUCUGAAUAGCUUGUAGUUGACAGGAUUCUUUGUUGUAUUAAUUGUUAGUCUCCCUGAAUGGGGUGGUGAACUGGUGAUUCACCCUAUAUUUUGUUUUUUGGGAUUUUGCUUUCUUUUUUUUUGGGUUUAAUCCUGUGUCAAUUUGUCAUUGGACUUGCACAAUUGCGAAAGAUUUCUUGAGAGAAUAUUUUGAGGGAUUUG